AUGGGAAUGGUUCCUCUGUCUGUUCCUGUAGUGAUGGAAUACCAGAUGCAGAUUGACGGCGUGAAGGCCAAGCUGAAGGAGACGCGCGCCCGCAGGAAACAACAGGAGGACCUCAUCAUGAAGGUGGAGAACCAGGCCCUGAAGAACCGCUUUCAGGCUCUGCUUAAUGAAAUUAUCCACCAGGAGGAGAGAGAGAUGGAGCAGCUGGCCUCGCUUCAGGAGCAGCUGGACUCGCUGAUCGAAAAGUGACCCAAGUGACCAGCAGGGGGCAGCCAAGUGUCAAAUAGGCGCAGUGAGAACCAUGGGGGAAGAGCGAAGAAGCAUCUGCCACCUCUGACAGCCCUCCGUGACAUGCUGUGUCAUUCCAUUAUACAUUUUCCCUUUAGCCCACAGACAUCAUGAUUCAUUUUUAUUUUGUAUUGUUCCUAUUUGAAUUCUGGGAUGUUGUCAUGUUAGUAGGAUUAUAGAAUGAGGGUUGUCUGUCUGCUACUCUGUAUGAAUAAACACUUUGUUUUACCAUUCAA
This is a messenger RNA of Oncorhynchus gorbuscha (pink salmon), 524 nucleotides long. RefSeq names its product transcription initiation factor TFIID subunit 7-like. The record is from RefSeq and is a predicted model, not a curated record. The transcript has 3 exons. Lineage: Eukaryota; Metazoa; Chordata; Actinopteri; Salmoniformes; Salmonidae. Bases 1 to 249 code for a protein of 82 amino acids.